AUGGCAAAAGAGGAAGAGAAGAAGGAUGGUCUCUUGUUUAACUCUCUCACCUACUUUUUGGUGGGACUGAGUGUUCCUCUGAUCUACUCCUUUGCGGACAAUGACCACUUUAUGUUCUACAAGGUCUUUAGAGAGGCCGGAAUCCAUGUAGACUUUCCACACUAUUACCUUCGUCAACUGAUUGCGUUUUGGGGAUUCAUAGCCUCGUUCACAUUUAUGUUUUUCGGAGUGUUUAACAAGAAGAUAUGCACAUUUGUUGGUUGGCUGGUGCCUCUCUCGUACCUCUACAUCACUUCCAAGGUUACAGAGUAUGGAAGUGUCAAGUUUGGGACUAGUAUGCUUCGUGCCAUUGCAGUGACCUCCAUAGUCUCCCACACCUUUCAGACCUGCUUUGUAUUCCAAAUCUUUGAGGAUAAUGAGGGCUUGUGCCAGAGAAUACUGAGCUUUGUUGGAGGCUACUUUUUGGGAUACCCAGUGGUGACUAGACUCCUCCUCAGAAGAGUCUUGGUGGAUGGAAUGAUGGAUAGUGCUUCUAUAGGAGACGACCUCUUCCACUUUUGCACAACGCUCUUCUUCAUAACGUUUACCAUGGCUGCAUGUCUGAACUACCUCUUUUACGGCAUGGCUCGAGGUGCGGAUACUCAUUAUUGGCUACCAGCCUUUUCUCCAUCAAUGGGAGACAAGGUAAAUUUUGGUUCUUGCAUUUACCCUUGGAUUCUCAACCCGGUUUGUAUAAGCAUACUGCCUCAGACCUUGAUGGAACAGUCAGAGUACCACAACCACGUCUUUAUUCAGAGGGUCUCUUUUGCAAUAGUCCUCCUGGCUAUACCCUCAGUAAUGGGCUCAAUGGAUGUAUCAAUGCGCUGUAUACUGACUCUGUGGAAGAAGAGAACUCUGAGGUAUCUGGAGGGACUAAAGGCUGCCAUCAUGGUCUCUGAGGAACUUAAUGAGAUGGUUAAGGAGGAUGGAAGGGAGGAGUCUCCACUCUCUAUAGUCUACAACAGUUCAGACAUUAAAGUGCCCUCUCACAUUGACACUUGGUCCUCUAUAAACUGUGACUCUUUCAGUGACUGGGAACGCAGAGACGUUGAGACCAGAGACUCCAUUCUCUCGGCAAUCCUUAUCCUGGACCUGCUAAUCAAGUUGGAGAAUACUCUAGAGUUGGGACUUGUUGAAGACAUUCUAAAGCUAUACUGCUCUGCCAAGACUAGAGACCCACUGGCUACUUGCACGGUGCUUCUGACUGACAAUAAACAGGUCCUCCUCACCGUCCUGUCAAGGUCCCUGGGAAUGUCAAAGGGACUCCUCACUCAGGUCGAGAAGAUACCCAAUUGCUAUAAUGGAGGUUUUGGCAUGUGUAAAUCUGAACGUUGUUGUUUCAAGAAGACCUGUGAUCAUAAGAAUGGAAAUACCACUUGUACGGUUGAGAAUGCCAGUGAAGGUGCCGAGAAUAAAACCUGUGACUGUUGUUGUCCAGUGUCAAUCGCUGAGAUUAGGACCUUUGUGAGAGAAUCCGUUUCUUCCACUGAGGAUAGCAUCUGCACAAUGGUUACUAGGAUAAAUACAGAUACGAUACUAUCAUCCAUGGAAGCCUCUGAUCUAACACUCGACUCUGCAAAAGUCUGUGUAGCAGUACUAAAGGCCUACUAUCAAAGCUGUAUCUGGCUUCUCAUUUCAAUACUCUGCAUAGAGGAGGCCAUCCUACUCGCUAUUUGGUUCUGCAGACUUUGUGAACUAUACAAGAGUAUUUGUGGUAACAUUACUGGGAUAAAUUGCCAGUGUAUAAAUAAAUCUAAGGAAAGCACUGCUGUAACCAUUAAGACCUGUUCUGUAACUACUCUUGAGAACUUUGACGACUGUGACUGUCUCUGCAUAAUCUCUUACUACGGCAUCAUGGCUAGUGUGGAGGCUAUAAUGACUAAACUUCACUGUUUGAGGGCAGAACUUGUUACCAGAGCUAAUACUACAUGUACAUUUCAAAAGGUGGAAACUUCUGACUUGGCUUCUGAGGCAUACUUGCUGGAUUCCAUAAAGGCAGCUAUCAUACUAUUCUUUGGUCUUGACAGUGUUUACAAGUUCAUAGUAGAAACGUUUAAAGACGCAUGCUGGUGUUGUCAUAAGGACAAGGCUCCUCUGUAUCCAGCCGUACUAUCAUGUCUGCUGGUAUGCUAUAGACUUUGUUCCAGACUAUUCCGAGAUGCUUCUGAAGGCACUAAAAUCUUGGAGGAUGCACUUCUGUGGUAUAAGUGUAUCUUUGCGGCUAAGAAGAGCUCUAUAGUUGAUGUGCCUAAGGAAGAGAAUGAAGUCAAUAAGGCAGAGGGAUGUCUGAAAGAAACUAAGAACCUGAAGUUGACAAUCACUUCAUUUGAGACAUUUGUAACAAGUGCACAAACUUCCUUAUCCUAUUUCUAUAGCCUAAAUAGUACAGAUGGUGAAGGAUAUGCUGUUUACUAUGCCCUAGAUAUAGAUAAGACUAAUAAAGCAGUAAAUUACCUUUCUAGGUUUAAAAUGUCGAAUCAUAAAAAUUAUGGUCUCGCAUCGUCUGCUGGAUUUCACAAAGAUGUAAAAGAAUCUGGUUUCAUGUCUAGAAGUAGCUUCUGCAUGAAUAGACAUAAGGCUAAUUUAGAAGAUCAGAAAAAAGAAUCAUCCUGUAAAUGUUGUAGUAGUAAGGAUGAUGGAAUUUGUGAUCACUGUGAAAAGGAUGAAUCGUGUAAUGAAUGUAAGGACUGUGGAUGUAAAUGCGAAUGCCCUGAGAAUAAUGGAUGUCAAUGUAGUAAAAAGGAAGAACCUUGCAAGGAUAAAAAUAUAUUCACCCGUUUAUCACAAAUUAUAGAAUGUAAAUGUAAGUGUGGAGAGGAGGGAAAGAAAGAAUGUAGUUGCUUUGGGAAACUAUGUAGUAGUCUGUCCGAGUUAAGUACUAAAAUAGAGAGUGUAAAUAAAGAACCCGAGAAAGAAAAGUGUAGCCAUGAUACAGAGAAGUGUAAAGGAAUAUGUUGUCAAACGAGAAGAUUCUCAGACUUAUUAACAUGCUAUAUUAAAGAACUUAGUGAAAAUCCGACUUGUAGUUGUGAGAGCAAUACUUCUCCAUGCUGGUGUUGCCUUGACAAAUCAAUGUGCUUGUCAGAUGAUUCACUUUGCGGAAUCUCCUUUGUCUUAAAGGGAUGGUUUGCAAGCUACAAUUGUCACUGUACGUAUACCACAGGUUUUGGCCCUGUUCAGAGUAGGAUCGAAUUUUUUGGUUUAAAUCUAACUAGUGUUUUAGGUUGGCUUUUUGGAGGUGGUAUUAAUAUUGGAGGAUCAAUAUCGCUUGGAGGAGGAGACGCAGGUCUAUGUAAGUGUCUAGUUAGUCUCUUCAGGAAGAUAUACAAACAAUUAAAAUGCACGGAUACAAAAUGUAUAUGCUGUCCAUGUUGCGAUAAAAAUAAGAAGAUAUGUAGCUGCAAAUGUCAAGAGAAGAAGGACGAAAAGGAAUGUAAAUGCAAAUGUGAGUGUAAAUGUUCUGGUACUGGAGAGUGUUGUACCUUAGAUAGCGCGGAUUGUAAAUGCAACUGUAGCUGUAGAAUAUGUUGGAGAGACCUUUUUAGAUGCUACGUAAUUUGUGGACUUAAAUGUGGAGAAAAUUGCAAACCUCCUGAGGGAGAUUGUUGCAAAUGUUGCUGUACGAAGAUUGAUCAAACUAAGUGUGAAUGUGAAAAUAGCCACAAAGAUGAGGGAAACUGCGUUCAUAAAUGUGAAAAGUGCCUACUUUGUUCUUACACCACGAACAUGUUCUUUUGUGGUGAGUGCUGUAAAAAUUCAGAAUCUGAAACUAAAUGUCAACCAUCUGCUAUCUCCUGCAAGUGUGACUGUAAGGAUGAUAACUGUUAUUGCAAGGUUACCGAAGAAAAGAAAAAGGAAGAAUUAGCAUGCCUAAAACUAAACUGUUGCUGUGGAGACAGACUGGGCUGCUCCAUUGAUAAGAUUACCUGUCUCCUUAAAUGCAUGGAAAAGGAACUCCCAACUUUGUAUUGUCUUGCUAGUAAACUUGACUGUCAACUAUUCCAGUUUUGUGAGCAGCUUUGUGGUGUUCUCAACACUCUUGAGGAUGUGAAGGAGGUACUAACAAAGGCCAUAGAUAUAGUAGAAUGUAGGAUCACAAAGGUCAAGUGCAUGAUAAGUUGUUACAGAGCCAAGUUUAAGUCACUGACAGAAGAGAUAGAAUCUAUAGACAAAAGGGAUGAAAUGUAUCCCAAGGUUGUGGACCUUGUCAAGAAGACUGGAAAGUUUGCUGUGCUAGUAACAUCCUACUCUCCAGAGAUUGAGGCUACUUAUAUGAAGACUGAUUUCCAUGACCAACUACUCAAGUCUACCACCCAGAAUCUGGCAGAAGUAGCUAUGCGUGUAAAGGCCACCAGUCAAUUAGCUGCCUCAACAGGUCGUAGCAGAGUGGCUUUACUGGCUGACUCCAAGACUGUCCAAGUGGAUGUUCCCAACAAGAGUGAGAAGGAUAACUCUUCCAUUCUAAAGGAGUAUAUCUUUAUAGUCUGCAGGAUAAUCUUUCUUCUACUGAGGUUCCAGAUUGUUGACCCUAAUCGCCUCUGGCUUGUGAAGGUACUCACUGUUGCAUUCAGCAUUCUCUCCGCCGUUUACCUCAAUCUCCUCAUCACAGAGCUUUCUAGUGACCUUGGAAAACAUACUGGGUACUUGAUCAACCUCAUGCUUCUCUGUGGAGUUGGGACAAACUUUAUCUACUCCUGGCUCUUCCACCUGUUUGACUACGUCAGCAUAGUCUACCCCUUUGGCAACAUUGUCUCUAAGCUGGAGACCUCAAACCCCUCUGUGGACUAUGGCAAGUCUCGGUACAGCAUGUUUAUUAGUCUGAUAUCCUCUCUCAAGACUGAAUUCAACAGUAUCUUUGGCAUAUUCUCAGACCUGGACACCACUAGUUCUUACUCUGGUAUUAGACAGAACGUCUACCCGUUCAGCACAAUGCCAAAGAGUCUCAUCAGCUCAUUCAGAGGCACUCUGGACUUUACUCCUAUACUCAAUGGUCCAAACAGAAGUGUCUCUGCCAUCAUGGAUCACAUCUCAUUCACUCUACUUGGGUGCCAUUCAGAUGACCUCCUGACAAAGUCUAGUGACUACUUUGGUGAUUUGAACAGGGAGAUGCUUUGGCACUCUUGGUACGCCAACACUGUGAUCACUGACACCACUCUCUUUUACUACUACCUCAGACGCUCCAUCCUGUUUGAGAUGAGUGAGAUUGUCCGUCUGAGACCAGUUGACAAGCCAUUCUCGAGGGGAUUCACCAACUCUAGACAACUGUGGAAACACUUUGGCAAGAUUCAGGUAGACCUCUCCUUCAACGCUUCUCUCAAUAGUCCCGAAAUUGAGAUACCCAGAAGCAGACACCAGUUGAACCUUUUGAGGGAGAGACUGUACCAGGAGUAUAGACAAAAGUGGCUGGUAUACCAACUCAGGGCUACAAAGUCUCUUGUGAAUGUACCUCUGGAUGAGCAUAGCAGUAGUGAAGACCUGCCAUUUUUGUACAUUAAGGAACUGGACACUGUACAACUGACUGCAAACUCCCUUGAGAAACUGGAUAAAAAGUACUCUGACGUCUACAGAGGUACCAAGAUAAACACUUGCAAGGCUCUCAAGAAGGAGAUCAAGACUUGGAGGAGCUCCAAACUCGGCUUUUGUGAAACUCUGUCUGAUGAGGAUGAGUGCAAGAGGGCUGUGAAUACUGCAGUAAAGUCCCUUGAGGGAUUCUUUGACACUUGUGAAGACCAUAAACCUGUAAAGGACAUGAUAGAGUACAUUACUUCCACAGACUAUUACUCCACUUACACUCAUGGAGACUCUGAUCUGGACACUGACCACAAAAUGGCACUCUUCGACUUGACAUUCCACCAAGACGGACUGGAGAAUAAUUAUCGCAUAUUUAAAGGGUUCAAGAACUCAAUUUCUCACACUCUUGACCACCAACUGGAGAUCGCCAAGAGGAACAAGACAACCUCCCUCAUUCCACUUGGCAUAUACACACUUCACUAUGGACUCCAGAUAUCGCAAAAUACUAUAAAGCAGAUUCAACAUUAA
This is a messenger RNA of Theileria equi strain WA, 6078 nucleotides long. RefSeq lists its product as hypothetical. The transcript has a single exon. NCBI's taxonomy places the organism in Eukaryota, Apicomplexa, Aconoidasida, Piroplasmida, Theileriidae. The record is from RefSeq and is a predicted model, not a curated record. Bases 1 to 6078 code for a protein of 2025 amino acids.